This is a messenger RNA of Phaeodactylum tricornutum CCAP 1055/1, 1551 nucleotides long. RefSeq lists its product with no specific name. NCBI's taxonomy places the organism in Eukaryota, Bacillariophyta, Bacillariophyceae, Surirellales, Neidiaceae. The record is from RefSeq and is a predicted model, not a curated record. The coding region runs from base 118 to 741 and encodes 207 amino acids. The transcript has 2 exons.
CGACAAGCUACCAUACCUCUCCAAACAAAGAAGAGAUUGUUGCUACAGGGCUCGCCGCGAGGAAGCAGAGAUUACACUUUUCCAUCGGAGCACUCUCGCAAUCACUGAGCAACAAGAAUGUGGUAUUGGAUGCCAGUAUGGACCGGUAUGCUGCUGUGGGUACUCGCGUUAGCGACCGCGUUUACUCCUCCUCGAGUGUGCUCGCUCCUCCGAUCCGUCGACUCUGCCACAACGACUCAAUUAUCCGCCGACACUACGCAGCUCGAGCAAGUUCUGAAUACUGAGUACCCAUCCUUUACCAAACUACUCUUGCAGAAAAACGCGGCAAUUUGGAAAGCGCUGGCCGACGGCGAGUCCUACACCAUUUUUGCCCCCACCGAGGACGCCAUGGCCGCACACGGCGACAAGCGCCGUCUCCAGCUAGCGGAUGACCGGAACCGCGAAACUGCGGAGCAGAUGGCGUCGUUCCACGUGGUCAACGAACUCGUGACGGCCGAUGAAUUAUUCGCGUCGGCGGGUGUGGUGACGCUCGGUGGAGUUAUCGAUGUCGGACGCAGUGUUCAAGGUGGAUUCUUCGGCAUUGGCGGAAAGGAGGACGGUGGGGUAACAGUGCAGGGCGCUAGAGUACUGCGUACCAUUCCGAUAGGAAACGAUGGCAUUCUGCACGAAAUGGACAGCAUGGUCAGUCCGGAGUUGUUGUGGAGGUACUGCGAUCAAUUGCGUAUUCCCGGGUCCAAGUAGAAAAGAUGCUACUAACGAAGCACUCUGACCUUACACGUUGUAUUGAAGCUGCCGUACGAGCCUGGAAGCUGUGCGCUAUCAAUUUAAGGUCAAGCAAGUUUAUUUUUACUCGAGUUGAGGUCACUUUGUCCUUUUCAAAAAUGCGAUUUUGAUUGAAUGUGAGAAGUAUGCUGCACCAGAGAUUAUUCGAGACUCGUUUACAUUAGCCCUAUAUGGCAGCGAUUGUCCGUAUCGAGCCGAAAAUACAGAUUCCGAAUGUUUGCUAGUGUAUCAUAGAUGCGGUAUAAAGGUGUUCCAAAACAAGAGCCAAUACUGCCUAUCUAGGAGUCAGAAUUGAAUCAAGCCCAUCCUACUCGCAGUUUGGGCUAUUCGGAUCUUUGGCCACAUACGUCUUCGAAGACCCUUACCCCCAAAGCCUGUGGUUUCGGGUAGCCGUACUGUGUGUGGCAUUCACAUAAAACGGGCCUCGAGCCACUCCCACAAACGUACAACAGCUCGCAAAGCGAACGAGUCUUAUCGUGGCAAUCAAAAGCACCGACCCGUUCAUCACGACACCGAAAAUGCUGAAAGUUUUGGGCUAGGUCGUCUACUCGAGGAAUCCAGUCUCGAUCUGGAACAAUAUUGAAUGUGAAAGAGUCAAGUGCUUCCACUGAAAUUUGGGGCUUCAAUGCUUUGCGCGUCAGUAUAGCAUUUGGCCCGGACAAUGCCACAGCUGGAACACCAGCCAUGGCACCAGUAAUAAUUGCUAGACCACCACCGAGCGAAUGACCUGUGACGGCCACCCCUUCAUACUCGUUUGGCUGGCUCUGG